Molecule: messenger RNA, 836 nt
Organism: Zingiber officinale
Lineage: Eukaryota; Viridiplantae; Streptophyta; Magnoliopsida; Zingiberales; Zingiberaceae
Product: adenylylsulfatase HINT3-like
Exons: 7
Coding region: 131-718 (195 amino acids)
Biological process (GO): purine ribonucleotide metabolic process; sulfur compound metabolic process
Molecular function (GO): adenylylsulfatase activity
Source: RefSeq, a predicted model, not a curated record
GGGAGUAGAUAACGCAUUAACUCCCAGUGGCUGCCGCAGGAGAGAGGAGAGAGGAGAGAGGAGAGAGGAGAGAGAUUUGAUGCCGACAUCAUUCUGCUUGAGCCUGCCAUCCGCCGCCGAUCUCUGCUAGAUGGCCCAUCGCCGAAUCGCCGUCCUCUCCUCUCAUCUCAGUCCGGCCGGCCCUACCCCUUCCGGGGUCGCUCGACGCUCUCCUGAGCCCGACGAACCGCCGUGUGUCGCCACUUCCAGCUGCAGCGCAGGCGACGCCGAAUCUCAACGGGAUGGGGAGGCAGGAUGCGUCUUUUGCCGGAUCAUCCGUGGCGAAUCCCCCGCGUUCAAGCUUUAUGAAGAUGAUGUAUGCAUUUGUAUUUUGGACUCUAAUCCAUUGACUUCUGGGCACUCCCUCAUCAUUCCAAAAUCACAUUCACCUUCAUUGGAAUCAACUUCACCUUCUGUGAUAGCAUCCAUGUGUUCAAAGAUACCCUUUCUUAGCAAUUGUAUAAUGAAAGCCACCCAAUGUGAUUCAUUCAACUUGUUGGUCAACAAUGGAUCAGCAGCAGGCCAAGUAAUAUUUCAUACUCAUCUUCACAUAAUUCCUAGGAAGGCUGGGGACCAGCUAUGGCCCUCUGAGAGUUUUCGAAGACAACCAAUUGAAUCAAACCAGGAAAUUGUUGAUUUGGUGAACUCUGUUAGGGAUCUAGUUUCUUCUAGGUCUUAGAAUGAUUUGUUGAUAAAUAUCAACUACAAUUUUCAUGAAUAGUUAUAUCAGUACUAUUACAGAACAUUGUACACAUGAAUUUGUUAUCUGUAUUCAAAUUUAAUUUUGGGACCGAGUA